GUGGCUAAUUGGGGUCUGCCCUUGGCCGCUCUAGGUGAUCUAAAGAAAAAUCCCGAAUUAAUUAGUGGAAAGAUGACAUUUGCUCUUCUUUGCUACUCUGCGCUGUUUAUGCGUUUCGCUAUUCGCGUUCAGCCUCGAAAUCUUCUACUAUUUGCCUGUCACUUUACAAAUGAAGCUGCUCAAGGCGUCCAGGGGUUACGGUUUAUCGAUUAUUGGUGA
Mesocestoides corti is the source of this 219-nucleotide messenger RNA. The record is from the annotation of a GenBank genome assembly. Lineage: Eukaryota; Metazoa; Platyhelminthes; Cestoda; Cyclophyllidea; Mesocestoididae.